UAAUUAAUAUGCUUGCCUUGGUCUUUGGGUAAUGAUGCGCAUCACAAGUUAAUAACAAGCACCCAUGCCCACCAUGAACACCAACCUCUGUAUGCUAUUAUUCUUAUGCUCUUUAAACCUCGGAUUAUGUGCAAACUUUGAAGAUGUAGACGUCGGGAUUGUUCUUGACAUGGAGUCAUGGAUUGGUAAAUCCAUUCAUAAUAGCAUUAUGAUGGCGGUAUCAGACUUUUAUACUCGAAAUCAUAGUUACAAAACAAGGAUUGUUGUCCAUACGAAGGACUCAAAGGGAGACAGAUUACAAGCUAUGUCAUCCGUAUUUGAUCUUCUUAAUACCAUCAAGGUGAAUACAAUCAUAGGACCAGAAACAUACAUUGGAUCAGAACUACUGGGAUCAAUUGCUGAUAGGGCCAAGUUACCUAUAAUUUCUUUUGCUGGUGGUAAAUCCCUAAUGGAAUAUCCUUACCUGCUCCAUGUUAAAGAAGACGAUUUUUGUAUGGCCAAAAGCAUAUGUGCUCUUGUCGAAUCUUAUAAAUGGAGGGAUGUUAUCUAUGUGUAUGAGGACACUGAUUAUGGGUCAGAGUUAUUACAAAAUCUGUUUGAAUUGUUCCAAGAAAAUAACAUACGAAUUACUUACAGAGUUGCCAUUUCCGCCUCGGCAAAAGAUGAUCUAAUCGUCGAGGAGUUGCGUAAGCUAAUGAGUAUACAUACAUCAGUAAUCAUUGUCGAUAUGUCACCUUCACUAGCAUCUAGAUUGUUUCCAAACGCGAAGAGGCUAGGAAUGAUGAGCAAAGAAUAUGCAUGGAUUUUAAGUCAAAAGACCACUGACAUCUUUCGAUCAACAAAAUUUGAAGUUAUUGAAUCAUUUCAAGGAGCACUCGGUUUUAGAUCUUAUAUACCAGCAUCAAGGAGACUGCAUUACUUCACAAAUAGAUGGAACAAGAAGUUUACUAGAAAGGUGCAUGUGCUUGCAAUAUGGGCGUAUGACAUAAUUUGGGCACUUGCAGAGUCCAUUGAGAGAGUUGGAGUCCCACAAAAUGGCACGUUGCUUCUAAAUGAGAUUUUGAAAUCCAAGUUUAAAGGCAUGGGUGGUGAGUUUAGGCUUACUGAAAGAAAUCUGAUCUCUAAUGGAUAUGAGAUUGUGAAUGCGGUCGAUCUUGAAGAAAGGAAAGUGGGAUAUUGGACAUUGUCGAAAGGCAUUACAAGAACACUCCGUACAUUUAACGAUGAUGCUCUACGUUCUGGUAUUGGUAUGGAAGAUGUUAUCUGGCCUGGAGGGUCUACUGCCGUUCCAACGAGUCAUGGUAAAAAGUUAAGAAUUGGGGUCCGGACUGGACUAAGAUUUACCCACUUCGUACAUGCGGUUUAUGAUGAUAAGAAUGAUGUCACAAACGCCACUGGGUUUUGUGUUGAUGUUUUCAAUGCUUGCCUUGAAGCGUUACCGUAUGAAGUGACAUACGAGUUUGUUCCAUAUGCGAAUGGAAGUUACGACAAACUUAUAGAAAAGGUCGUUAAUAAGGAAAUUGAUGGGAUCCUGGGAGAUUCAACAAUCUUGGCUAAAAGAUAUGAAUUUGUAGAUUUCACCUCCACUUACACUGACCUUGGUCUAGGAACACUAGCUAAAACCAAUAGAAAAGAUAUGUGGAUCUUCUUGAAGCCACUGAAUGCAAAUCUAUGGCUAACUUUUACUGCUUUCCUUAUCUUCAAUGGCUUGGUUAUUUGGGCUAUUGAAGCUAUGGACCAAGAAUCGAAAAGCUCGUCAUCUGAAAGAAUUGCAACGAUCUCUUGGCUCAUCAUAUUGACCAUAUUUUCUGCACAAAAAGAGAAGUUGGCAAGCAACCUGUCAAGAUGUGUGAUGUUUGUUUGGUUAAUUGUGGUGCUUGUCCUAAUUUCAAGUUACACAGCAACAUUGACUUCACUGCUGACAGUUGAACAAUUUGAAAUUGCUUCGAAAGGGGGGACUGUGGGUUUUCAUGGUGGCUCUUUCUUUGGUGGAGUGACGGUCAGCAAUACGAAUUUUACAGAUUCUAAGCAAAGGCCAUAUUACUCAUAUGAGACGUAUGCUGAUGCGUUGACGAAAGGUGGAAAACAUGGUGGUGCAGAUGCCAUUGUUGAUGAGGUUCCAUAUAUCAAGAUGUUUCUUGGCAAGUACUCGAAUGGCGAUUAUGCCAUGGUCUCUUCUGAACCAGUUACUUCUGGAUUUGCCUUUAUAUUUACAAAAGGUUCUCCACUGGUAAAAGAUAUAUCAAGGGAAAUAGCUAAAAUAAGAGAAAAUGGAACUCUAAAACUUUUGGAGAAGAAGUGGUUUGAUAAUGAAUUUUCUGUACUACCCCAAGAAGAUUCUUCUACAAAGCCAGCUAAAAAUUUGAGCCUCGAAAGAUUCGGUGGUUUGUUUAUUAUUAGUGGUGUCUCUUCGUGUUUAGCCCUUAUAAUCUCUGUAAUUUAUAUAAUCCGUGCUAAACUGGAGAUCCAUAGUAUUAUUUCACUUUUAGCGGGACGAGGUAUAAUGGAUACCGUAAAGCAUCUCUUGCAUAGAAAGGUGAUUUAAGAUAGCUAGGGGUGUAAUAUUGAUACUACCAACCCAACACAUUUGUUGUAAAUAACACUUCAUUAGCUUAGAGUAUCAGCUGCUAAGAUUCAUGUAGUGAGAGACUCGGCGUUAUGUAAUGUGGUAUCAUCUUGAUGAUAUGUUAAUUUGCGAAAAAAAAUGAAAAGUGGUUAAGCGCUAAA
Messenger RNA from Helianthus annuus (common sunflower), 2727 nucleotides. RefSeq names its product glutamate receptor 1.4-like. The transcript has 5 exons. Gene Ontology annotation, cellular component: plasma membrane. Gene Ontology annotation, molecular function: glutamate-gated receptor activity. Lineage: Eukaryota; Viridiplantae; Streptophyta; Magnoliopsida; Asterales; Asteraceae. The record is from RefSeq and is a predicted model, not a curated record. Bases 65 to 2545 code for a protein of 826 amino acids.